Molecule: messenger RNA, 826 nt
Organism: Melampsora larici-populina 98AG31
Lineage: Eukaryota; Fungi; Basidiomycota; Pucciniomycetes; Pucciniales; Melampsoraceae
Exons: 7
Coding region: 94-627 (177 amino acids)
Source: RefSeq, a predicted model, not a curated record
CACCGAUUCGUAAUUCCUUCAUCAUCUUUCCUUUCCAUUUCACUUCAUCUUACUAUAAGAACUGUUGUAAGAAAGAUUUAGAUAUAAAACAAAAUGGGGUUAUUAGAUCAAGCUAAAGAAUUUGUUGGAUCUGAAGAAGGAAAAUCGAUGAUGAACAAAAUCAGAGGACAAGGUGUUGGAGGAGCUCAAGAAGAUAACAGUUAUGGAUCCGGUAUGGGUCGUCAAUCUAAUCAAAGCAUGAACGAUGAUUCCAUGAUGGGUAAUAACAAUUAUCAAAAGAACAAUGAUAAUGAUUAUCAAAGUAACGAUAAUUACAAUUCCAACAUGCGUCAAAACCAAAGCCAAGGAGGUCUUGGUGAUAUGAAUUCGAAUUCGAAUCAAACCAGUUCAAACAAUGACGAUUAUUCUUCUCGUUCUAAUACCGGUCUCAACAAUGAUGAAUAUUCUUCUCGUUCUAAUGAUGGUAUGGGAACUAGAUCUGGUGUUUCAAGUGGUGGAGUUAAUGAUAGUUAUCAAUCGGUUGGUUCUGGUGGUUAUGGUACAAAUGAUCAAGGAGAUUCGUUUUCGAGAAACAAUCAAUCAGGUUUUAAUAAUGAAGAUUUGAAUUCUUCUUCUGGCACUUAUUAAUUCUCAAAGCUUCAUUUCUUGAGCUUUUGAAGAUCAUGCGUUUCAAAAUUGAAUUGUAUCUUUUCUUCUUUGUAGCUUUAUGAUUAGAUAAAAAGAUUGAAAUCAAGAUCGAUCAGCUUGUAUUCAUUACUAGUUAUUAUUGAUUGCUGAUUAUUAUUGAAAGUUCAAGGCUCUCAAUCUGUGCUUUUUUGUCUGCUUU